Helobdella robusta is the source of this 453-nucleotide messenger RNA. RefSeq lists its product as hypothetical. The coding region runs from base 1 to 453 and encodes 150 amino acids. Lineage: Eukaryota; Metazoa; Annelida; Clitellata; Rhynchobdellida; Glossiphoniidae. The record is from RefSeq and is a predicted model, not a curated record. The transcript has 3 exons.
AUGGAGUAUAUGGAAAAACUUUUAAAUGAAGAAAAUGAUUGGGAUGGGGUUAUUGAGGCAAAUAUAAAUGUAGCAAAAGUUGAGUAUAUAAAGAAAGGAGAAGUUGAGUGGGCGCUAAGAAAAAUAAAGACUGGCAAGGCUGUGGGUAACUGUAAAGUGGCAACAGAAAUGUUGAAGGCAACAGGUGAUUGGGGAAUUGAGAGGCUGGCUGAUUUGCUCAAUAUAGUAAUCAGGAAAAAAGAAAUUUCAAAAGAUAUAGCAAUCAGGAUAAAAGAUAUCCCAGAAGAUUGGGAGAAAAGUAUAAUCCUUCCAAUUUCAAAAGGAGACCUCAACAAAAGCAAGGAAUUUGUUUGUAAACGAUGUAGGUUAAACGAUGCUACUAAGCAAAAAGGUGAUACUAGGCACCUGGGGAAUCUGGAAAAUUUGGGAUUUGAAAAAGUGGAGUCCAUGUAA